AUGCUGAAACCGGAAACCUACAAGCCUUUCUUGAGCGGCGCUACCGCUGUUGUACACACCAUGGGUAUUCUCCUAGAGGCCGACUACAAAGGCGUGGUGCAAGGAAGGGAACCCAUUAUUAGUGGCCUACAAAGGGCCUUCAGCUCCUCGAAACUGGGCAGCCAAAAUCCCCUACAAAGGCAGGAAGGCGAGCCAUUAACAGCAAAGGAAAGAGAUGGACAAUUGACUUAUGAACUCAUGAACAGAGAUUCUGCGAUUGCCCUAGCCCAAGAGACCUCCAACGAGCAUGUUCCAACUUUUGUAUUCAUUUCCGCCGCAGCAGGAGCGCCUGUUCUUCCGAGCAGGUAUAUCACAACCAAACGAGAAGCUGAAACAACCAUAUCAACGAGAAUACCGGAAUUGCGGAGUAUCUUCAUCCGAGCCCCAUUUAUGUACGACUCAAGCAGAAAAUUUACAUUGCCAAUAGCACUUGGAGGCUUCAUCGGGUCUCAGUUCAAUGAGCUCUUGGGCAAUAGACUUGAUUUUCUCGGCACAAUGGUAACCAAACCUUUUCAGGUGGAUAUGGUAGGUGAGGCCGUGGUUGAGGCGAUGGAGGAUGAGGCCGUGCGUGGUGCUGUAGGAACGAAGAAAAUCGAAGCUCUGGCCACGAGUGCUUGGAGAAAAAGCAUGCUAUGA
Messenger RNA from Aspergillus bombycis, 675 nucleotides. RefSeq names its product ubiquinone biosynthesis protein COQ11 (gene horA). Gene Ontology annotation, molecular function: protein-containing complex binding. The record is from RefSeq and is a predicted model, not a curated record. NCBI's taxonomy places the organism in Eukaryota, Fungi, Ascomycota, Eurotiomycetes, Eurotiales, Aspergillaceae. The coding region runs from base 1 to 675 and encodes 224 amino acids. The transcript is spliced from 2 exons. Gene Ontology annotation, cellular component: mitochondrion.